Lotus japonicus is the source of this 1433-nucleotide messenger RNA. RefSeq lists its product as uncharacterized. Lineage: Eukaryota; Viridiplantae; Streptophyta; Magnoliopsida; Fabales; Fabaceae. The record is from RefSeq and is a predicted model, not a curated record. The transcript has 2 exons. Bases 32 to 1252 code for a protein of 406 amino acids.
ACAAAUCAAUCUGAACAAAGAAGAAGACACAAUGAUGAAUGCUUUAGCGUUGAGCCUGUUGGUGGGUUCACUAGCAGCAGCGGGCAUGUUCUCUCCAACACCGCCGAAGCAAGGAGCCAACACCAUCGUCAAAGAAGGCCACAGGGUGGUGGUGGUUGAAUACGACCAAGACGGUCAUCAGAACACCAAAAUCUCAAUCUCCCCACCAGAACCAGAUCACUCUGACUCCAACCUCCUUGAUAACGCCAGAGACAAGAUCAAAGAGGCUGCUUCCGUUUUCCCCAACAUGCCGGGAACAGGAAUGGCUGGUUCAUCUUCAUCACACUCACAGGAUGCCUUUCUCCACGCUCCUAAAGACCUCAUUUGCGAUGCCUACGGAAGGUGCAAGCACAAAAUUGCCGACGCAAUGGGGAAAGCCAAGGACAAGGCUCAAGAGGCCAUUGAAAAAAAGAAGGACAUUGACGGUGCUGUUGCUGAUGCAGUUGGCAAGGCUAAAGACACUGUGUAUGAUAAAGCCAAAGAGACUGUGGAAAAAGGGAUGGACACGGGCCAAACCAUGAAGGACCAUGUAGUUAGAAACGUGUCUCAGGCCACUCAUACCGUCAAGCGUUUUGCAAGCACUGCUUUAGGACCCCUGGAUUCUUCUGUCAUGGGGGUGGCUAAUUUGCUGGGUUUUGCCACGGCUUACGGAAUGUGUGUGUGGAUUACGUUUAUCUCUAGCUAUGUGCUGUCCAAGGCCAUGCCAAGGCAACAAUUUGUUGUGGUGCAGAGUAAGAUUUACCCUGUUUAUUUCAGGGCUAUGGCUUAUACUGUUGGAAUCGCUCUAUUGGGCCAUGUCUUGGGACAUAGAAACACACUCUUCACUAGCAAGCCUCAGAUGCUACAAGCAUACAACCUUCUUGCCUCCCUUCUCACCAUUUUCUUCAAUUCUCUCUACUUGGAGCCUCGAGCCACUAAGGUGAUGUUUGAAAGGAUGAAACUAGAAAAAGAAGAAGGAAGAGGCAGGGAGGAUAUAAGUGGCAGUACACAAGAGCAUGAGCGCACGCCUGAUCCUAAAACACCAACUCCAACUACCGGUACCGCAGUACUGUCACCUGCACAAGGGCACGAUGCAGUGAGGUCAAGGAUGAUCAAGCUCAACAACAAGCUCAAGAGACUGAAUUCACACUCCUCACUCCUGAAUAUCCUCAAUCUCAUGUCUCUUACUUGGCAUCUGGUCUAUUUGGCUCAGCGUGUUCACAGUGCUUGCUAAACCAAAUACUUCCACUGAUCUCGUUGUUGUUUUCUAUAGUUGCUGACUUCUGUUUGUAAUGAUAUUUUCAUAGACCAAAAGACUGUAUGUAGUCUGUAAGAUUUCUUGUAUCUUUGGGGUUUCAAACUCUCAUCUAUAGGUUUGUGAAUAUAGUGUUUACCAAUCCUUGCAGUAAAGUAUA